GCCAUAUCAUAUUUUACGUCAUUAUGUCGGAUAACUCAUACUCAACUCGCGCAUAGCCACACAUAUCGUAAUUUAUAGUAAACCACAUGAAAGCGAAUCAAAAUUUACAUUUUAAUUGCAAAAUUCAACCAGAAUAUUUAAAUUUACUACAAAAUACAUAUAAAAACAAAAUUGUUACAAUACGUCGAAAUUUUGUUUGGGAAAUAUUUAAACAUUCUGUAUAAUAAAAUGAAUAAGAGAUGUAGGUUUGGCAAAGUAUGAAUGGCGAACGAGUGCAAAAGAAAACGUAGUAAAUCUCGAUCAUGAGACUCUGCAAACGCGUAAUAAAUCAACCCGUCGUCGGUUUGGGCGUCGCGACGCCGACGCCUUCCCUAUUUCUUUGAAGUAACUUCCGCCCGGUUCGUUAAAUCACAAAUCCUACUUGAAUUGAAAAUUUAUACAGAGGAAUUCACCAUAGUGCCAUUACAGUUGCCUAUAAACGCGUUUUUUAGGUUAUGUGACAAAUUUCUGCAAACAACAAGUGUUAACCAUUUAGAAUUACUUCUUAUAUUCUAAAAUUUAUUAACGCCGAACAAAGAAUUCAUUGUUGGAGGUUGAUGCUAAAUUAAAAAUGUAAAUACACGAAGGCUGAAAGUGAAAUUCAUAAUCACAUUUUCCAUUCGUGUCAAAUAUUUGCGUAUCAAAUUCCCAAUUCACACCUUGAAGAAAGUCGGAUUUAUUUAUUGUAUAAGUAGCUAAUUAAAAAUGUAAAUACAUUUUUAGGUUAUAAAUUUGCUUAAAUUAAUAUUUAUGGUCAGCUUCAUUGAUCUUCUUCUUCAUUUGUAAUAAAUUAUUAAUUUUACUGAAGUUGAAAUGUAUAUUCACGUUGACGUUGGGAAAGUUGCUUCGUAACUAUUUCCGUAUUUCUUUACUAAAUUUCAAACACAAAUAAAAACUGUGCAAUAUUUAUUCGUGGUGUGAGAUGUGAACAGUGCCCACAUUUAAUAUUUGCUCUUCUUUGCGCGCUGGGUCGAAAGAAAGUGACAAAAUUCAUUUCUUGGCCGUGUGUCUAAUUUAACUUGCAAAUAAAAAAGAACAGAUCUUGUGCAUGAGUACAAUUCACGUGGUUUUAAACUCUAUGAUCUUCUUACGUCGAAACAUUAUUUGUAAGUCAACAAAAGAGUUUAGGUAUAAAAGGUACACGUAGUCAAAAAAACUUCACAUUCCAACGUUCAUCGUCCAAUAACGCUUUCAGCGUUACAAGCUAAGCAAGAAAAUGCGUUUCUUUGUGGUAUUAGUAGCUUUGGUAGGGUUGAUUUCCGCUGAACAAUUGCGGAAAACAACAGCUACACCUCCAGCAACACCAUCAACACCUUUGGGUUUGAAACCACCUGCGGCACCUUCAACUAAAAUCAAGCGGGACAGUGAUCUUAUACCGGAUUCACCAGUAUUGGGACCCAACCAAGCUUUACCUUUGAAUUCCCCUCAGAGUCAAUUUGAUCAUUUUUACCAAUCUGGUUUUGAUGCACCGAAAGAUUCCGGUGCGUCGCUAGGAGGUCAGGUUGAUCAAGCAAGACUUGCUGGAUUCUCUACAUCAGGUCAAGGUCAAAGUGGUUUUGGUGGAUCUGCUAGUUUCAAUUCUGGUUUCAAUGGAUUCAGUGGAGGUCAGCAAGGAAUUCAAGGCGGUCAACAAUACACUCCAAAUGGCGGAUAUAAUUACGCCAAUAACUUCAAUCAUGGCGAAUUUAACGCUGGUAACUCUGAAAUCAACUCUGGUAGCUCUGGCUUUGAUAGCGGGUCCAGUUUCAGUGGAAACACUGGUUUUACUGGUGGUAAUACUGACUUCAGCAAUGAUAACACCCGAUUUAAUGGAGAUAGUAAUACAUUGACCAAUAGCAACGGAUUUGGUUCCUCAAAUGGAUUCUCAAGCAGUGGUAGUUUUUCAGGAUCAACUGGUACCGGCUACAACCCAGGUUUAACUGAAUCAAUUGGGUCAGGAUGUGGUAGUGGAUGUUCUUCUGCACCUAUCAAUACUGAAACCCAAGGAUACCCUAGAUACAAUGGCUGUGGUGGAUCCUACACUUCUUCCAGUUCCACCAGUUCUGGAUGUGGCUUUCCCCAACCCAGUUUCCAACCGAAUGUUCAACCAAUCGUCCAACCUCCCAAAAUCAUCACCAAAGAAGUCCGUGUACCAGUACCACAACCCUACCCUGUUACAGUUGUAAAGAAGGUACCAGUGCCAGUACCACAACCCUACCCGGUUCAAGUAGCUAAACCAGUACCAUACCGCGUUGAGGUCCGUGUCCCAGUACCAGUACCCAAGCCAUACCCAGUUACAGUCACGCAGAGGGUACCAGUGAAGGUCCCAGUCUACGUUAAGGUACCCCAACCUGUUCGCGUUGAAGUCCCAAGACCAUACCCAGUUGAGAAACGUGUACCAUACCCAGUUCAGGUUAAGGUACCAGUAUACAUCAGGGUACCUGUACCAACAAACACAGGUAACUACCAGGAGUACACCGGAAGCAAUCAGAACUUCCAGGAGUUCCACCCAACUCCAGCUCCUUCCUUUGGCACACCUGCUGCUGUCUACGGCCCACCCGGUUACCAAUCUGGUGGACCACUCAAGAAGAAGGUACUGCUGUUGGUGGCUUUGGCUUUUGCUGAAGAUCAAGCCCCAGCUAGAAAGACCAAAAGGUACGCCACUCGUCGAGGUGACCAUGGUCAUGGUCACAGUCAUGAAGGGCAUUCUUACGGUCCCAACGACCAUUAUUACCAUUUAGAUAUUGGAAGUAACAACAACAAUGGCGGCGGCAACAUUAACCAUUUCCAUAAUAAUGAUAAUAGCUUCAUUGGAACUGGAAACGAUAAUGGUUACAUCGGCACUGGUUAUGGCAAUGGUUAUGUACAGCACCAACUACUACACCAGCAGACCAUCUAUUCAUACUCAUCAAACCACUGGUCGCAUUAUUGCUACAAAAGUCCACAGUCAUACACAUACCCAGAACACCGUCACCAACGCCAUUGGUAUUCCAAUCCCAAAACCCUACCCAGUUACCGUUUUGAAAAGGUCCAUGUGCCUGUACCACGUCCUUAUCCAGUACAUGUUACCAAAAAGGUGCCAGUGCCAGUAGAGGUCCGCGUCCCAGUGGAAGUACCAAGGCCAUACCCAGUGCAUGUCACUCAAAGAGUCCCAGUACGUGUGCCAGUCUACGUCAGAGUACCACAACCUGUUCGUGUUGAAGUGCCCGUUCCAAGACCAUACCCGGUUCAUGUUGACAAACCAGUACCAGUUCCAGUCAGAGUACCUGUCUACGUCAAGGUUCCAGUCCCGGUUAACAAUGGAGGUGGUCCUCAUGUCGAUCACAUUGACAUCCACCACACUGGUAAUGGUGGUCCAGGAAGCAUCUAUGUCACUGGGCAUACUGAUAAUGGUAAUGGAGGCAGCGUUGGAUCUAUCAGUGGAACUGUAGGAGGUACUAGCAAUGGAGGUGGUAGCAUUGGAGGCGGCAGUAUUAGUACAGGUAGUAUUGGAGGUGGUUUUGUUGGAAAUGGUGGAGGAGCCUUUGGAGGAGGCUCUACUAUUUCAUCUGGUACAUCGUUUGAGGGUGGAUCUGGUAGCUCGGGAAGUUUUGAAAGUGGAAGCUCUGGUGGAUUUGUCCCAAGCACAGGCACUGGUCUCCCGGCUGGUCAUCAUGAUGCCCACAUUGAUUUCCAAGGAGGAUAUUAA
Dalotia coriaria is the source of this 3706-nucleotide messenger RNA. RefSeq lists its product as uncharacterized. NCBI's taxonomy places the organism in Eukaryota, Metazoa, Arthropoda, Insecta, Coleoptera, Staphylinidae. Bases 1256 to 3706 code for a protein of 816 amino acids. The record is from RefSeq and is a predicted model, not a curated record. The transcript has 4 exons.